This is a messenger RNA of Racocetra fulgida, 650 nucleotides long. The record is from the annotation of a GenBank genome assembly. NCBI's taxonomy places the organism in Eukaryota, Fungi, Glomeromycota, Glomeromycetes, Diversisporales, Gigasporaceae.
CAUCAAUCUAUUUUUUAUUGCCGCUCAAUUAAAAGCUUCAACUAAUAAUAUUGAUGAUGAAUCCUUUAUGACUUCGGAAGAAGAAAAUAAUCCUUGUCAACUUAAAGAAGCUGGUAAAAAUAAUAAUUUUACCAAAGAUCGUCAUGUUAUUACUAGUGAUCAUAAAAUGAUUUGUGCUGCUCGAAUGCAAUUUCAAGUUACUUUGUAUUCUAGUUUUGCUAUUCAAGCUAGGGCUGAUCAAAUUAAAUUUAAGUGUAGUGUAGAUAUUUUAAAUAUAUUUAAUGAUUUUUCUAUUGAUGAUGAACGGGCACUUUAUAGUAGUUAUCAAAAUAAUGUUGCAGCUUACGAAUUUAUUGAAUCAAUUGGUCGUGUUAUAGAACAAGAGGUUUUUCAAGAAUUGCGUAACUCAGAUGGAUGGAGUAUAAUGCUUGAUGAAAGUAAUACUAUUUCAACUGAAAAAGUUUUAGCAAUUGUUUCUAAACAUUUAAUUGCACCAGCACAACCACUUUACCGAUUUCUUGGAUUAAUUUCUUUAACAAACAAUACUGCAAAUACAAUUGUAGCAGAAAUUGAUCGAUUUAUCCAAACUAAGAAUUUAUUAUAUAAUAAAUUAAUGCAUAUUUAUACUGAUGGCGCUAGUAUAAUGACAG